This is a messenger RNA of Plasmopara halstedii, 423 nucleotides long. RefSeq lists its product as uncharacterized. Lineage: Eukaryota; Oomycota; Peronosporomycetes; Peronosporales; Peronosporaceae. The transcript has 2 exons. The coding region runs from base 1 to 423 and encodes 140 amino acids. The record is from RefSeq and is a predicted model, not a curated record.
AUGCCUCAACCAUCACCGGACCAGAUCCACGUGCUAGUGGUUAUUUCACCGCCGACUGUCAGGUCGAAGCGUCCAAUUGGUGAUGAAAUUGAUGGUAUAGUGAAAAGAUUGAGACGACUGGAAUCUGAAUCGGCAGCGAUCAAGCUCGCAUUGGCAGCCAUCAAGCCCAAGACGCUGAUCAAGCUCACACCUUUGUCCGUGCAUGAAGACGAGUUUCGACUCGACAAUCUGUCUAUCACGCUGCAGAGUGACGACCCAAUUGUCAUGACCCCUACCUUGCAUAAGUUCUGGGAGGAAUCCGGCGGAUUUCCCCCUGACAGGUCUGGGAAGUCCGAAGGGAAAAUUGAAACCGAUCUCAUCGCGGAUAUGGAAUCGCAUCAAAAACACCAAGCUCGUUCAAAAGGGGAUGGAAUUGAUGCAUAG